Molecule: messenger RNA, 1485 nt
Organism: Saccoglossus kowalevskii
Lineage: Eukaryota; Metazoa; Hemichordata; Enteropneusta; Harrimaniidae
Product: organic cation transporter-like protein
Biological process (GO): transmembrane transport
Cellular component (GO): membrane
Molecular function (GO): transmembrane transporter activity
Source: RefSeq, a predicted model, not a curated record
AUGGCGGACGUUGAAUCAAUGAGUGUCAUUAAAGAUUUUGGACGAUUCCAGAAGAUCCAAUUUUUUUUAUUCUGUCUUGGAAUCUUUCCGCAUCCAUUUUUCAGUAUUGGAAACACAUUUUACAGUGCAUCCGUUGAGCAUUACUGCCGUGUGACUGAUAACCAAACAUAUUAUAUAAACUCACAGCUGAAGAAUUGUACUAUACCUCGUCACUAUGUAAAUGGUAGGUUGGAAUGGGAUUCUUGUAGAAUGUAUGCUACAGAUUUCAGAAAUAAAAGUGUACCACCAAACAAUAAUGGGUUAUCACAUACAUGCCAACCAUCCAACGGUACACAUAUGUGUGAUCGAGGCUGGGUUUACGAUAGACAAUACCUGCACAGCACUGUUGUCACAGAGUUUGAUUUGGUUUGUAAAAAUGAUUAUAUGAAACAACUAUCAAAGUCUCUAAGCGCUCUCGGAGAACUUAUUGGUAGCCUAUUAUUUGGGCAGUUUGCUGACGUGUACGGCAGGAAACCAGCAGUGCAUAUUGCAAGCACCUGUUCCCUUAUAUUCGGAAUUGCGACAGCUUUUGUCCCGUCAUUCUCAACGUUUCUUAUAGGAACAUUUUUAUCAGCAAUGUCAGCGUCAGCAUUUUAUUUAGUAUUGUAUGUUCUAGCGAUGGAAGCUACACCAUCAUCACGAAGACCAUUCGUUGCCACAGGAUGUUCACUGUCUUAUGGUGCAGGGUUUCUGGAAGAAUCAGUAAGAUGGCUUUUGCAGGGUGGUGAACAUAAAAAAGUGAAAUGUAUUUUAAAUAGAGCUGCUAUGAUGAAUGGGGAGACAAUAAACGAAGACUUGGAUGAUUUUGCUUUCGAGGGUUCAGCAGCAGAGAAACAGCCUGAACGCAAGUCAAUAUUUACACUUUUCAAGACACCUGUUAUCCGAAAAAGAAUUAUAAAUAUAUCAUUUUGUUGGUUUGCAAUUGGAUUAAUGUAUUUUGGAAUAUCUGUUAACUCCAACUUGUUUGCCAAGAAUCCCUACAUUAUUUUCGUGUUAACUGCUGCAGUUGAAAUUCCCGCUGCACUUCUGAACUGUUGGCUACUUAACAAUUAUCAACGACGGUUAACACAAAGUAUAUCAUUAAUACUGUCUGGAUCAGUUCUGCUGAUUGGUGGUAUCUCUGGUAUUGAUGGAUUGCUAUUCGUAUCAGUAGUGCUUGCUAAGUUCUUCAUAAAAAUCAGUAUUGGUACAGUUUAUAUUUAUACGUCAGAGCUUUUCCCAACCCCGGUCAGGAAUGCUGCUGUUGGGGUUGGACAUGUAUUCAAUUUUCUUGGUGAUAUUAUUGCACCAUUUCUCUUGCUGUUAGACUAUGUGUGGUACCUUGCUCCAAUCGCAUCAUUGAGUGUCCCAUGUAUUAUAUCCGGACUGUUCAUCCUUCUUCUCCCUGAUACAAUGAACAAACCAGCGCCCGAUACUAUCGAAGAAGUAGAAAAUUUCCAGAAGUAA